AUCCACCAAUUCCCAAUUCGUCACUCAAUUCCACAGAUAAUGGCGUCUCUCUUGCUCGGAAUCGGAGCUCCUCCAAUGGCGGCCAGAGCCCUCACAAUUCCCCCUUCUCUCCCUCUCUCCAAAUCCCAAGCCCUACUCAACCCCUCCUCCUCCUCCCUCUCCAUCUCCACACCUUCCCCCACUCUUCCCCUCAUUUUCUGCGGCAGAGGGGACAAGAAAACUGCAAGGGGGAAGCGGUUCAAUCACUCGUUCGGAAAUGCGAGGCCGAAGGAUAAGAAGAAGGGGCGAGGGCCGCCGAGGGUGCCGGCGCCGCCGCUUCCGCCGAGGAAAGACAAGUAUGACGACGGCGAGGUGGUCAAGAUUGAGAUUGAUGAGUCUCUGUUUGGGAACUGAUUGAAUGUGUUUUUGUGUUUUGGGUAAUUUUUUUUUGUUAAAAUCUUCAGCUAGAACUGAGUUUUAUUUUGAUUAUCCAAUAUUUGCAUAUAGAAUGUUUCAAGAUUAUUCAUGAUUCAUAAUAUUUGAGCUAAUUUGUUUGAUUUA
Molecule: messenger RNA, 540 nt
Organism: Salvia hispanica
Lineage: Eukaryota; Viridiplantae; Streptophyta; Magnoliopsida; Lamiales; Lamiaceae
Gene: PSRP4
Product: plastid-specific ribosomal protein 4
Biological process (GO): plastid translation
Cellular component (GO): ribosome; plastid
Source: RefSeq, a predicted model, not a curated record